Messenger RNA from Verticillium dahliae VdLs.17, 951 nucleotides. RefSeq lists its product as uncharacterized. Lineage: Eukaryota; Fungi; Ascomycota; Sordariomycetes; Glomerellales; Plectosphaerellaceae. The record is from RefSeq and is a predicted model, not a curated record. Bases 1 to 951 code for a protein of 316 amino acids. The transcript is spliced from 4 exons.
AUGGCUUCUGAACGCCACGAUACUGCCGCCUCCGCUGCUACAGCGGCAGGCCCAGACGCCGCAGCUGUCGCUCCACCCUCGCCCAGUAUUCCCUCUCGUCGCCCUUCGACUUCGGCGAGCAGGAUAAGCCGGACUGUCUCCUUCGACCAGGUCAAUCUCGACGCCAUCCAGCACACGUCUUCUCACCCUCAACCGCCGGUCCAUCGCCCAAGCGCCAAUACGAACGACCGCAUCAGCAACAUACUAGAGGACGCACGAAAUCGCAGCGAGACAAUGUCGAGCCCAGAGCAUCGCAGGAUCCUCGAGUCCGACCGCGAAGAUGAGGGACAGAGCAGCGCCGACGAGCGGACUGGCAUCUUCACACGCGGCGCCGAUCGGAACUAUCAGUCCAUCAGCCCCAUGACCGCCACGCCCGUGCUGGGACCGCGGGACGCGGACGCCACCACGGCCGACACCCCCGAAGUGAGCAAUACAUCGGCGAGGAGAGCGCGGAAGCCGGAAAAGAAAUCAACGUGGCACGGUGGGCUCUUCUCCCACUUUCAGAGCAUCGAGCUCGAGAACAAGGGCAGCGUCGCUCGCGAUCACCUAGCUCUAGAGCGUACCUUUCUCGCCUGGCUGCGUACAUCACUUGCCUUCGCCUCUAUAGGCAUCGCCGUAACGCAACUCUUCCGUCUCAACACAUCUUUGCCCAACAGCUCGGGCGACAAGGAGGAUGCUGCCUCAGUGACGCUGCGGCGCCUGGGUAAGCCCCUCGGCGCCACGUUCCUUGGGAUCAGCAUCGUGAUCCUUUUCCUGGGCUAUCACCGCUACUUCCACGUGCAGCGAUGGAUCAUUGCGGGCAAGUUCCCCGCCAGUCGUGGAACCAUCAUCGCUGUCGCCUUUGUAGCGUUUGCCGUCAUGAUUGCGAGUUUGAUUGUCGUCAUCGUAGUGCAUCCGCGGUCGCAGGCGUAG